AUGUGCAUCAAGUUCGGCCGCAACUGCCCCGGACCUAGCAAUGGGCCUAUUAUUGUGGAUAUGACCAAUUCGACCAUCACCGGACAGAAGAAGAAAAAGAAGGCGGAAAAAGAUAUCUUACAAGUCACAUGGGAAGCGCUUCCGGAAGAGGUGGUCUCGACAAUCUCAACUAUGACGAUUCAAAUGUCCCAACGACAUGCGCUGAACGAGAGCUUUUACGGAAACUUCCUGAUUUAUUUCACCACUACCGGCGAGGCAGGCGAUAUAAAGAAUCGCCAGACGUGGUUACACCGUCUUCCGGAUUUCGCGGCUGACGGGAGCAACUGCGCGCUUGAACUCGCAGUACGGGCUACAGCCUCGGCUUUCUCCUUCGCAAAGACGAGACAUCCGCCGCUGAUGCAGGAUGCGCUCAAGCUCUAUGGGCGAUCAUUAAAUCAGCAUUUCCACAUCUUGAGGACGAAGAAGAAAGUUACCAUGCAUACGGUUUCCACGUCCGUGCUGCUAAGCAUAUUCGAGGCGAUGAAUGCCACCACCGCGAGCGCGUACCGGCAGCAUAUCAGCGGUGCUGCAGAGCUGGUCAAACUGGCCGGUCCGGAAGAGUGCUGGAUGGGUGUGCUAUGCCAGUUGUUCUUCCAUAUCAGGAUACAAAUGGCGUUUGUGUACCUCACUACUCGCCAGGAAGACAAGAACAGCAUCUGCGCAGAGGAGGUCCUACGCGAGACUCUGAUUUACGACAGAUUGCCAGUGUUUCAGAGACUGAUUAAUCACAUCGUGAGGCUGACAGCGCUGUAUUUGCAGCUAGAGGAUACUGAAGACGGACGGAUGCCAUAUGUUAUGGAUUUGGAAGAGUAUAUGAGGAUCAAAGGCGACGUCGACGCCCUUUGGCUCGAAUACGAACUCUCAGCCGAAGAGCAAGGCCAGUCUCUCUUCUGGACCACUCCGUCAGGCGCCACCGAGUACCGCGACGCGUACACAGCGCUCUGCGUCGCGUAUUUCGCGUCUACACGUGCGCUGUUCUCUAUCCUAGCUCCACGUCUUGUGGCGAGUUAUCUGGAUUUCACGGAUCACUAUCAACAGAUGUUGGACAUAGCGGAGUAUUUGGGUGGGUUCAAGAUUGGGUGCGCGUUUAUGAGAAUGGCGACGCCAUUGUAUCUUGUGGCGAUGCAUGCGAAAAGAAAAGAGCAAAGGGCUCUAGCGAUAGGGAUCUUCGAGGAAUGGAGGGUGAUAGGAUUGGGAGGUAUUAGUGCAUUGGCUUUGGAAAGUAUAUAUCGGAGACAGGGGUUGGGGAAGGGGGUGAUGGCGAUUUCGUUGCGGUAA
Molecule: messenger RNA, 1317 nt
Organism: Didymosphaeria variabile
Lineage: Eukaryota; Fungi; Ascomycota; Dothideomycetes; Pleosporales; Didymosphaeriaceae
Exons: 1
Coding region: 1-1317 (438 amino acids)
Source: RefSeq, a predicted model, not a curated record